Molecule: messenger RNA, 2450 nt
Organism: Ruditapes philippinarum (Manila clam)
Lineage: Eukaryota; Metazoa; Mollusca; Bivalvia; Venerida; Veneridae
Exons: 12
Source: RefSeq, a predicted model, not a curated record
UUAAAACUAUGUAUAGCGCAUAUUUUAGUCAAUGCAAUAAAGCAAUAAAAACUUUUAAAUACUUUAUAAGGGUAAAAGCUAUCGGAUGGUAGAGCAAUAUUUCUAGGCAUUGCAUACCUUUGGCGUACCGCAGAAAUAAUCUCUUUCCAGGCUGUUAGGUUUGAUAAAUUCAUAGACAUGGAAUCAUAAAUGCCAAUCAUUUUGAAAAAUGCAAAUAUUCAUGCGCAUGCGUACACGUUCGUAAAACGGCCGUUUUACUUUAACAAUUGAAUUGUUAUCGAAACUUUGUCACUGACUUUUGAAAAACAAUAUUAAUAGGCGUAUAUUACUCACGACAGGGAGAAAGGCAGUGGAGGAUUUUAAAAGCCAAAGCAUUUACAACUUUAAAAGAAAUGCGGUCUGUGACGGAAUCAACAUUUCUUAUUGGGGUUUUAGUCACUGUUGUAAACAAAUCAAUCGGAUACCCCUUUGAAGUUCUAAAUGGAGACGGAACUUUUGAUAUAAAGCAUUCGAUUACACAGACGCAGAAUGGCGGAGUGUUAGAAAUUCUGUAUAUACCUGGACAGACGCUCUUGGACGUCCCCGAAACGUCAAUCAUAAUUGAUAGGUACAUAUGUUACGACUAUGCUAUGGUUUUGUCUGUAGCAGACCCCGACAAACCUGGUGAACUGUCUCUUAGUAUAUCUCUACCUGGAAAUGUAACUAAAAAUGACGAUCAUAAAUGUACAAUUUCCUGGGGAGAUGAGGAACCUGACGAAGAAGAAGUUCAAAUAAAUAAGAACCCUAAAACAAUUGACCAUCAAUACACCGAGUUUGGAAUAUACAGCGUGUCGAUGAAAUGCAAGGACGAUCACAAUAAAAAAGUUGAGACGAUCUGUCCUGUGCGAUAUUCCCAAUGUUUCAGAGAUGCUGAUUUCUUUGACAACAGCAACAGAGUGUUUGACAAACCAUUGUUUUACCUAUCAACAGAUUCGAUUCAGAUCGACAGUUACAUGGAAAUCACCAGUGAUGUCUGUACUUCACCAGUCAUAAACUGGAGGAUUACUUAUGUUAAUGAAACUCAGGAGCUCUUUGUUCCGUUUGUAAAUUUUACACAACCCGAUUCGUCUGUUUUAAAAUUGCCAAGGGGAACGCUGGAAAACGGACUUUAUAUCGUGGCAUUAGAGGUUAAAUUCCCUUCAGUAAGCAAUCAUGAGUGGACAGAAGAUUUGUUCGUAAUGAAAGUGGUUGAUCCUGAGCUUGUUGCGUAUAUUUCAGGCGGCGAGUAUCUAGAGAUUCCAUUUGGAAAUGAGCUCCAUAUAUAUGGGAACAAAUCAUACGAUCCUUUGAAUGAAUCAAAAGUGCUUGAACCUUUGCAGGCUGCCUGGUCGUUUGUUGUUUUCUCUUCAUUACCACCAGAUUCUUUGAACACAAUCUUAACAGGUUUUCCUAUGAUAGCAUUGCCUUCACAAACUGUAGCACCUCAUAAAAUCUAUGAAAUACAAAAUGGAACAGAGUAUGUACUGAAGGUUGAAACUUCCUUGUUUCCUUCACUUUCGUACUGUAUGGCAGUGUUUUCUCUAUCACGCGGAGGUAGAAUGGCGUCAGCGAUGCAAAUUGUGAAGCUGAUGAGCAAUAUUUUGCCAAUUUCAAUAGAUUGUAUAUAUAAUUGUCAUGUUGGACGAGACAGGCUAUUUUACUACGAUAGACUUGAGCUAGAUCUGAGUAUUCCAGCUGGGAUAGAUACAACGAAUUUUACAUACGCCUGGUCCGUCUUAGUAUGGAACACCACAUUGGCUACAUUUUCAACUCCUUUGCUGCCUAUUGUAACUGAAACAGGUCUUCAAACAUCUUCGUUAAGCAUUCAGAAUGGCUCGCUUGUCCAGGGGAAUACAUACCAAAUCACAGUGAUUGUUUACAGUCUGAAACAUUCUCCAUCCACAGCACAAUUGGUAAAGACAGUGAACUUUGUUCCUUCUGGUGGAACAUGCCAACUUGAUGCCGGCAAAACAAUUGUUACGUCUGCUCGUGAAUGGCUGACUUUUGCCUGUGAGUCGUGGAUAAAAACUGAUGCAAUAACAAAAGUAACAGAGGAUAGUCCAAUUUUAUUUUUCACUGUGAGACAGAUUACCAUUGGAGCUAAAGUAGAAAACGAGCCCAUUCUACAAACACGCUCCAAGAAGUCAUUCGUUAUAUUGAAAGUUGGUGAUCCGAACAAUAAUUACCAAACAGAGCUUGUAAUACGUGUGACAGAUAUCUUCAAUAACUACCACGAACAGGUUCUUCAGAUAACUGCUGAUCCAGCGUUUGCUGUAAACAAUGUUGGUCCAAGUGAAGCAGGUGCAGCAAUUGUAAGGAGUUACACAGAGACUGAUUAUCCAUUUGACGAACAACAAUUAUAUGACAUGGGUAAAAGUGACAUGAUGAUUACACUUGUGUCAGCCGUUUGUAGUAACAUUCACCUGAUUGAU